Molecule: messenger RNA, 2015 nt
Organism: Gossypium raimondii (Peruvian cotton)
Lineage: Eukaryota; Viridiplantae; Streptophyta; Magnoliopsida; Malvales; Malvaceae
Product: protein WEAK CHLOROPLAST MOVEMENT UNDER BLUE LIGHT 1
Exons: 2
Coding region: 434-1879 (481 amino acids)
Source: RefSeq, a predicted model, not a curated record
UCCCUACAUGCGAUUGAUCAAACUUUAUGUAAGCUAAAUCAAUGGUUGUUUCAAAUGAAUUUUGAAAUUAUUAAUGAAAAUAAAAUUUUCUGCCCAAGUAUUUAUUUAUAUUUGAGUUCCUAAAGCGCCAUACAUCUUUCGAAAUUCCAGUGUUUUUAAAAUUGAAUCCUAAUAUCAUCUCUAUACUCCCUCUGCUGCUUCGGAUUCUUUAGUCUUGAUGGGCGGUUACUCCUUGCUCUGGGUAUUUUUCUUUACCAAGUCCAACAUAUAUUCAAAGAUUCUUUAAACUCAUCUCAAAUAUCCAUAUUCGAGACUCACACUUUUAAGUUAAAUAAAUAUGAAUUCUCAAUUUAUCUGCAUUUCUUUCAGACCCAUUUUAGUGUUUUUCUGGUUUCACAGUUUUUAGUACGGAACACUUUGCGGCGUUUCGCAAAUGGGUGAGAUUGAUACCAAACCUAUUGAACCUGUUAAAGUUGCAAUAUCUUUAUUUGGUGAAAAAAGUGAUCAGUUGAGACGCCGGUCAAGCAGCAGCGAUUCAGAUAUGGAAAAAGAGAAAAACACCGAAGGGUUAGAGAAGGAAUUGGCCAACUACAGGCUGCAAAUAGAAGCAAAGGACUCUGCAUACAUGCAGGCUCUUCUUCAACUAGAACACUACAAGAAAACAGCAGAAGAACUUGCUGUCCUACUAAGGAACUCCGAGCACGAGAGAGAUAGAUAUAUAGAAGAAUGCAAUGAAUUCAAGAAUCGGGUCGAUGAACUCGAAUCGAAGACGAAAGGGAUGGUAGAUCAGUUGUCUGAAACAGCAAAGGUGCGCGAGCAGCUUUCGUGUGUUUUAAAUGAGCUGAAGGUUACACAAGCUGAUGUACUUAAUAUGGAAUCACAACUUGCUGCUGCAAAAGAUUUAGAGAUCAAGGCAAUUACGCAAGCUGAAAUUAUGGAAGUCUCCGCUAACAUGGAAAUGGAAAGAUCUGAAAAACUUUUAGGGCGCAUUGCGGAGCUUCACGAUGCUGUUCUUAUUUCGCAGCUUUCUGCCACUGAAGCUGAGAAUGAAAAGUGCAGAGUUGUGUCUGAGAAAGAUGCUGAAAUGGAGGCAAUGAAGGCGACAGCAUUUCAAGCACAAGAAGAGAUGGAAGAUCUGAGAAAACAGUUGGAAACAAUUCGAGAACUCGAGAAUAAGCUCGUAGCCAAGACCGCAUAUAUCGAGUCAUUGCAGGCAAAGCUUGAGCAGGUAAGUAAUGUACUCAAUUCAAUGGAGAAUGCUAGUUUGGACGGCGGAAUUGAUCUAAACCAAAUAAAACAAGACUUGGAGUUCAAGGAAAGAAAGAUAUCAGAUCAAGCAUUUUAUAUUGAGGCGUUGGAAACGGAACUUAAACGAUUAAAACUUGAACUGGAAAAUGCUAAUCAAGUGGCAAAGAACCUGAAGAAUGAUGCACAAGUUUCACACCAUUUUGUUCAAACAGAGAAGUGUGUUGAUCAUAUAAUGAUCUCGGUCGAAGAAUACAACUCUUUGAUCCGAAAAGUUGAGAAGGCAGAUGAAUUUUCAAGGUCUUCAGCAGAAGGUUUUGAUCAGUUAACCACAGAGUCAGUAAGCAAGAACCAAGUUGAAGCUUUGAAGAAACAAUUGGAAGUUGCAAUGGCGAAAAUCGGGUUGUUCCGGAACCGAGCAGAACAAGCGGCUACGAGGGCAGAAGCAGCGGAGAAAGCCAAAGCAACAGCAGAGGAACAGCUGAGGAAGUGGCAAUUACAAAAGCAGAGAAGAAGAGCUGCUUUAGCUGCCUUAAGAGAGGAGUCUGCACCUAAAGAGUUCUGUCUGCCCACCAUUGAAAAGUUACCCACAAAACAUCAGCCAUUGGGUAAAGUUCUUAACAUGAACUUCUAGUGUAAGAAAACUUUUCAGAAAUAUAUAUAGUUGUGAGUGAUAGAUAAAAAAGUUCAAAGCUGCCAGUUCUAAAGACUGAAAUUAUCAUGUUGGUCCAUUUUCAUGGAAGAUAUUAUAUCCAUAAUGGUAAAUCUAU